AUAUGAGUUCCAGCAUGAAUCUACAUCAUCAUAAUAAUAUGGAGUCAUCUACAGAUGGGAAUGGAAAUGAGAGCAAUACCGACGAUAUUUGUGCACAAAAAUCAACAGCAACCUACCAAAUAUUCUGGAUUAUAAUAAUCGUAAUUAUUCUUCUUUGCAAUACCUUCAUCCUUGCUGCAAUGGCAAAAGGCUGGGGAGUUUUGCGUCAAAACGUCGUUCAUCGCUAUCUUAUAAGUUGUCUUUUAUCGGUCAUGUCUUUUUGUCUGGUAUCUGCAUAUGAAAUGCUUCACACUCUUUACGGCGUAGAUGAAUAUACUUUAGGAGAGAGCGUCCUAAGAAGAUAUGAUGACAGCAAUCCGAUUCAUCGUUCAGUUAUGCAAGGAUACGCCUACAGAAAAGGACUUUUGCCAGUACUGGCAAUUGUCAUGCAGUUUAACAUAGCUGUACUAAUAUACGGAGUUAGUGACAACACGUAUUUUGUUGGACGUUUCACCAAUCCUGAAGUACUCUCUCGUGAUCACAUUAAUACAAGAAUGAAAAAUAAUCGUGAAAUAGCGUUUUUAUUGGAUUCGAAGAAAUGGAGGAAACAUAAGCCAGUUCUCAUGUGUGUUUUUUCUUGGGUCGCCCCUCUUGGAAUCAGUAUCCCUGUAGCUUUUGGUUGGAGCUGCGUUGAACAUUGCGCGUGCUUGCCGACCUAUCGAUGGAGAUCAACUUGUAUUCCAAGUGACGGAAACAGUGGAAAUAUGUGCUCAAGAACUUGGCUCCCAAUAUCUCGAAGUUAUGUUUUUGUGAUUACAACUUUAUAUUUUACAUCCAUGGCAAUGAUAUUUUGGUUGUUGAUUGCAACUGUACGAAAAUUCCAAAAAGCUCAUUCAAGAGAAUUUGCAAAGAAUUUUAAUAAAAGUUAUGGCAUAAGUAGUUCUCCGUCACCCGUAAACGUAUUCGAGCGAGGAUAUUUUCACGAGAUCAGUCCACCAGGAAGGAUUUCACAAGAAAACGACUUUGAGUGGACAUCCAGAUCUUUUCGAGAUGCUAAAAUAAACGACCUUGCUAAAACUACGCGUUCCGCAUCCAUGCAAGUUCUUAAAUCACCACAGUCCACACCAACCAACAGUAUUAAAAUUGAAACAACACAUUCGCAGUCAAGUGCAAGACCAAGACCGUUUGAUCCAAGCUUCCGUCCUAGAAGAUCUAAACGACCACCGCUGGAUCCAACUGUCAAGCUUCUCAUUAUUCUCUCAAUUUCAUUGUUUUUAUCGGUGACACCAAUCAUGAUGAUAUGGCUUUUGGAUGUAAUAACCACUGCAGAUGUUUCGAAAGGAUAUGGAUUUUCUGUAGCUCUUUCUCUAUCAUACAUAUACUCCGCUAGCUUACCUCUCAUACUUCUUAAAUAUAUGAGCGGAUUGAAGCAGGCAUGCAUCUCCUUCUUUAUAAAAUGUCCGUGCACAGGAACCACCGUAGUAACUCAAACAAAUGGUGUGGUUUCUCCUCGACCAGAACAAAGUGUUGCGGGCACCACACAUCCAAACGUUGGAAGACACGAUGAAAACAACAUUUUUUCUCUCGGCGCACACGAGAAUAUAAAUGAGACUGCUUCAUAAUAUACGCAAAAAUAACAAAGCUCUGUUAAGAUUAUCUUAUGAUUUAAAGAAUUGAUACUUCAUGAUUUCAACAGUGGUCUGAGAUAACUAGAGAUUUUAUAUUAUUAACUAUAAUGGCAUACAUAAUGCCAUUCUUAAAUUCGUACAAUCUUUAUCUAACUCAUGUGAAGUCACGAUUCUGGCGAAUAUUUGGUAGUUUGGACUUCUUUCUUGGAAUUAAUUAUAAUUUUGAGUAUUGGAUGUAUGUAUUUUCAAUUCUUUUAUAUAUAUAUAUCUUUAUUUUGAAAUUCUAGUCAUAACGAUUAUAUUGUCGUAGACCUGUUCACUGUAAAUGAUUUUCAGAUUUCUUAAUGAAAACAUUUCGUAGAAAAUGGUGACACAGCCAUACACUUGAUUUCACUCCAGGAAACUCAUAAAACUGUUCAAUUAUAGUUGCGCGGGCCAUGAAAUUCUCACAUAGUGUAUUUUGUUUGUGCUGAUGACUAUCACUAGUUUUUCACAUUUUACCCUAUCCGGAAAAUUCAAUUUUAACAACAAGGGUGUUUUUUCAUUCUAGUGGCUCAUAAUGUUUGUACGUGAAUUAAGUUCACAUACGGUGCACUGCAUACGCGUAGCGUCAGUCUACCAGCUCUGUCGAAAAUUGCAGUCCGGUAAGCAUUGAACAUAGAAGGAAGUAAGCGACAUGCCACAUCGCUGGAAUUGGGUUGGCCGAUUGAAAAGUAAUGAAUCCAUUGUGUCUAUAAGCGUUAAAUUAGGGUUGAAGCUUAUAAGGAAAUUGCACAAACGAAAACUAAUGUG
Styela clava is the source of this 2399-nucleotide messenger RNA. RefSeq lists its product as uncharacterized. Gene Ontology annotation, molecular function: neuropeptide receptor activity. Gene Ontology annotation, biological process: neuropeptide signaling pathway. Gene Ontology annotation, cellular component: plasma membrane. The record is from RefSeq and is a predicted model, not a curated record. NCBI's taxonomy places the organism in Eukaryota, Metazoa, Chordata, Ascidiacea, Stolidobranchia, Styelidae.